Molecule: messenger RNA, 2385 nt
Organism: Daucus carota subsp. sativus
Lineage: Eukaryota; Viridiplantae; Streptophyta; Magnoliopsida; Apiales; Apiaceae
Product: putative pentatricopeptide repeat-containing protein At1g12700, mitochondrial
Exons: 2
Coding region: 124-1971 (615 amino acids)
Molecular function (GO): protein binding
Source: RefSeq, a predicted model, not a curated record
UUGUAACUUGAGUACACAGUACAUCCCAUUGUUCCGUCAUAUUUUGUGUUCUGGGCAAGUGAACCCAGUGAAGUGAGAGCACCGGCAAGAAGUAGCAUUCAGUAACUGAUUAUAUAAGCAGCGAUGAGGAGUCUCGCUUCAUUAACACCAGUGCUACCAUUUCUACGAUCUGCAGCUGAGUCUGCAGCUACUACUUGUGGUCUCGCAUUGUUUCAAUUCGAUGCUCAUUUUCUUAUGUUCUCCACUAAACCUAACCCCAAACACCCCUAUGUUCCUCAUUUUUCCAAUACAUCUCAUGCGAGACUUCAGCAAUUACUUUAUGAGAAAUCAAAGGUUGGUUUCGAUAAACUCGAUGAUGCUCUCCAAGUGUUUGAUAAAAUGCUCCUUAUGAAGCCUAUGCUUCCUGUUCUUAAAUUUAAUCAACUGCUAGCCGCCCUCGUUAAAAUGAAAGAGUACUCUGUAGCUGUGUCUCUCUUUAGGGAUAUGCGUGUUCGAAGCAUCCCCCUUAAUAUAUAUACCUUCACUACUGCCAUUAACUGUUUCUGUCACUUGAAUCGUGUCGAUUUUGCCUUUUCACUAUUGGCUGGAAUCAUCAAGCACGGUUUUGUGCCAAGUGUGGUGACUUAUACCACUCUCAUCAGGGGCCUUAUUUCCCAAGAUAUGCUUCAAGAGGCUCAGCUUUUGUUCCAGAACCUCAUCAGAUUUCAACUUAUUCAACCCGAUGUUGUUACCUAUACAAUUAUCAUUGACGGCAUUUGCAAGAGAGGGAAUCCUUCUGUGGCUGUUAAGUUGUUCAAAAUUAUGGAGAAGAAAGGUUGCAAGCCUGAUACCGUAACUUACACCACACUUAUUGAUUGUUUAUGUAAAUAUAGGUUAGUUGAUCAAGCAUUGGGUCUUCUCCACCAAAUGACAAGGAAAGGCAUAUCUCCAAAUGUUAUAACCUACAACUCCUUAGUUCAAGGUCUGUGUGACAUUAAUCGAUGGCAUGAUGUCAAACAAUUGCUCAAGGAGAUGGAUGUUAGGAACAUUUCUCGAGAUGUUUUUACUUACAAUAUAUUGGUUGAUGCGUAUUGCAAGGAAGGAAUGAUUGAAGAUGCAGAGGAUGUGAUAGAGUUGAUGAUUCAAAGAGGCCAUUAUCCUGAUGUAGUCACUUACAGCUCACUAAUGGAUGGAUACUGCUUGAGGGGAGAGGUUGAUAAAGCUUUAGCAGUGUUCGAAAGCAUGGCGAGAAAGGGAAUACUGCCUAAUGCUCUUUGCUAUAAUAUUCUGAUCAACGGGUACUGUAGAAAGAAGAAAGUGGACAGAGCCAUAGAUCUUUUCCAACAAAUGCCCUCUGAAGGUUUAACCCCAACUAUUCAGACUUACAGUACUAUACUGCAAGGUUUUUUUCAUGUGGGCAGGCAUGUUGAAGCACGUGAAUUUUUUAAGGAAAAGAUGAUUAACCAAGGUGUUGAGUUAAAUAAAGUGACAUGUCGUAUCUUGUUGCAUGGUCUUUGCCAGAAUUGUUAUGUAUUUGAAGCACUAUCGUUUUUUCAAAUACUAGAGUCCAGUGGGUUAGUUGCUGAUAUACAGGUUUACACUAUUCUGAUUGAUGGACUAAGCAAAAAUGGACACCUUGAGAAUGCAAGAAGCCUUUUUGACAACCUUCCUGCGAAAGGUUUGCGACCUAAUGUCAAGACAUACACAGUGAUGAUCCAAGCAUAUUGUCAUGAAGGGUUAUUGGAUGAAGCAAAUGAACUAUUCAGGGAAAUGGAAGCUCGUGAUUGCUUGCCUAAUGAUGUCACAUACAACAUGUUUAUCCGCGGUUGUUUACAUAAUAAGAAUUACUAUGAAGCAGGUGUACUCAUGGAUGAAAUGUUUGGUCGCGGCUUUGCAGCAGAUGCAUCUACUGCAUCUGUUUUACUGGAUUUACUUGAUGUGCAAGAACAGGAUCCUGCUCUCCUUGCUUUGUGCAAGAAGUACUCGCCGUAGGUGUAGCGAAGGAGAGAGUUCUCAGGCAAAUGUGUGGAAGCAAAGAUGGACAUUUUGUCAAGGGGGGUUACUGGAUGAAGCUAAUAAACUUUUUGUGAAAAUGGAAGCUAGUAUUUGCUUGCCUAAUGCUACCUACAACACAGUUGUCCACGGCUGUUUUCACAAUAAGUACGGUGAAGCAAUUGUACUUGUAGAAGCAAUGUGUGCUCAAGGCUCCGCAGAUGCAUUUUAAUGUCCUUGGCCCUGGGAUUACUUGAAUUGAAAAACAGGUUCCUGCUCUUCCUGCUUUGUGUAAGAAAUUCUGGCAUUAGUUGCUUACUUGCUUCAUAUAAUUCUAAUCUGGAUUUUAAUAGCUUGAUAAUCCGCUACUAUUGUUCAGUUAAAAUCUCGAAAUAAGACCUCUAUUUCUUGUUA